Molecule: messenger RNA, 1770 nt
Organism: Diversispora eburnea
Lineage: Eukaryota; Fungi; Glomeromycota; Glomeromycetes; Diversisporales; Diversisporaceae
Source: the annotation of a GenBank genome assembly
AUGAAACCAAAUAAUUACAAUGUGAUGAUCACUACUCAACAUCCAUGGUUCAAAGAAAUCAAAGAAGCUAUUGAACAUGAAGCGCAUAGUUUUCAUUCUAUUAAAGCUGAUGGAAGGGUUCUGAAAGCUUUUGAUGAUUUAGAUGAUAAAGUUAUUGAAAAAUUAAAUGACACUACUCUUUAUCCCGAACUUGAAUGGGAUGCAACUGUGAGAAAUAAUAAUGAUUUAAGUGAAGGAGAAAUAAAAUUUAUUCAUGACAGAAAACUUUUUAUCCGUGAAGCAUUUGCAAAAUAUGUGGGAGUUGAUAUUAGUGAAAUUCAUGUUGAUGAUAUACCAGUAAUUGCAAUCAUUGGAAGCGAAUCUGGACUUUAUGAUUGCGGUGUAUAUCUUGCAGGUCUCAGUGGUAGUUGUUGGACUCUGGGUCAACUAUACACAUCAAUUGCUCAAUCACAUGAGAAUCCAAUUCAAGCAUUAGUCGAAUUUCAUAGAACCAAACUUUCACAUAGUAUUUUUAAUCCACAUGGUCUCGUUGAAGGAUUUGCUGAAACAUCUGAUCCACAGACAGCUGUUGAAUUAGUAUUUGGGUCUUUAAUCCGGAAAAAAGCUACUGGGAUAAAAUUAUCAAUUAUAGAUGUUUACAGUACAUUGUUAGCCGCAAAAAUUCUGAUCGAUAAGGAUCCCACAAAACAAUUACAAUUUGGUGAUUUUAAAUUGAGUGAACAAAGAAAAUAUAUUGAUGGUGGGAAGAAUUUAAUGCCUCUUUAUGUUUCAACAUAUCAUAAUCGUCCAUGGGAAGAUACUCUUAACGCAGAAGAAGCAGCAUUAUUUCCAAAUUACGAAGAAAUGUAUGAAAUACAUAAAAUGAAGAAAGAUUAUUAUCAGUGGUAUGAAUUCAAUCCUUAUGAAAUUGGAUGUGAUGAAACUCCAGCAUGGAUUCCUUCUUGGGCAUUCGGUAGAAAAUUUGAGCUAGGAAAAAAUGUUGAACGAUUUCCUGAACAAAGUUUAGGCUUGUUACUUGGUAUAAUGGGUGCUGCGCCUUCUGCUUCACUUCAAUCGGAAAUUCGAGCACUUGAAGAGGUUCUUCCUGAAGGAAAAUUUAAAGAUGAACUUAGAAAUCUUUACGAUGAAGCCAUGGAAAUUAUUGGAACUCAGAAACAAAAAGUAAUUGAAGGAUAUCAUCCAAUUCCACAACCAUAUAAUUAUAAUUUUUCAUAUCAUCUUAAUCCAACACCACCGUAUAAACUUGGACCCGCCAAUAAUGAAAUGACUUACUUUGGUGAUGCUGGAGUGUCAAAUGAUUUUCCCAUGUAUCCCGUAACUCAUCCAAAUAGAAAGGUUGAUAUUGUCAUUGGAUUCGAUUGUUCAGCUGCUGCCAUUAAUACAGAAGUAUUUGAGAAGAAACAAGAGAUUUUCUGUAAACGAAGAGGUUACAAUAAAAUUACUCGUGACGUGACUAAUGAAUAUUGUGAAGUUUAUGAUUUUAUUCCAACUGGUAAAACCAGUGAUGAAUUUUUAACUCCCGCGCAAAAACAAUUUGUAUUAUGUUACAUACCAUUCCGCAAAAAUGACAAGGUUGAUCCUAAUUUUAUACCUAGUAAAACAUUAUUUUCUACUUUAUUUAAUUUCUCUUAUACCACCGAUCAAGUGGAUUUAAUGAAUAAUUUAGCGAAAGCAAAUUGGUUGGAAUCCGAAAAUCAAGUUAAAGGAAUUAUCAUUGAUACUUGGAAGAAAAAGAGACAUGCACGAUUGAAUGGAAUUAAUUUUCCAUAA